AUGGACGACCUCCUUCUAUCCGCGGCGUCCCCCUACGAGCCCUCGUCAACUCUGCCGUCGUCUCCGUUGACUGACCUCUCUCGCACCCCGUCGCCGCCUUCGUCGCCCGUACGGUCUUCCCCCGAUCCUCCAACGCGGUAUCCUUCACCCAGCAUGACCUCUCAGUCCGGCUGCACAACACCACGGAAGACACAUCACUACGACGCGCCUAGGGACCCCCACAGACGUGGUGAUAGCCCCCCCCCGGCCAAGAGAAGACGUGUACAGACACCCCGGCCGCGAAUGACACGCCAUGUCGAUCUAGCAAACCCUACGCCAGAAUCUGAAGAGGAAUUGAGCCAUCUUAUCCAGGCUCUUCAGAAGAAGAAGAAGAUUGUUGUCAUUGCCGGAGCUGGAAUCUCCGUUUCUGCCGGAAUUCCUGACUUUCGGUCAUCUACUGGCCUUUUCACAACUCUGCGAGAACAACAUGGCAUCCGAGCCUCUGGAAAACACCUGUUUGACGCUUCCGUUUACAAGCAUGACGCUUCUACCUCUUCCUUCCACGCCAUGGUUCGCGAACUCGCCCAUCUGACCCAAAAGGCCCGUCCGACAUCUUUCCACCACAUGCUGGCCUCUAUUGCUACUGAGGGCCGAUUGAUGCGUCUGUACUCACAAAAUAUCGACGGCAUCGACACGGCUUUGAAGCCUCUGAGCACCACAGUCCCACUGAAUUCGAAAGGUCCUUGGCCAGUCACCAUCCAGCUGCACGGCGGUUUAGAGAAGAUGGUGUGCUCCAAGUGUGGCAAUCUCGAGUCGUUUGAUGGCUCUCGUUUCGACGGUCCUGAACCGCCGGAGUGCGACGAGUGUGCCGAAAUAGACAAGCUGCGCACGUCGUUCGCCGGGAAACGCAGCCACGGCAUUGGUCGCCUCCGACCACGUAUCGUUUUAUACAACGAGUACAACCCAGACGAGGAGGCCAUCGGCAACGUGUCCAGGGCCGAUCUGCGUCGUGGUCCCGAUGCGGUGAUUGUUGUCGGUACCAGCCUCAAAAUCCCCGGUGUACGGCGCCUUGUCAAAGAGCUGUGUCAAGUCACCCGAAGUCGCCGUGACGGAAUGACGGCUUGGAUCAAUGUCGACAACGAGCCUCAGGGUGCCGAGUUCAAGGAAUGCUGGGACACUAUUGUGCGUGGCAGUUGCGACGACAUUGCCCGUCUCGCGAACCUGCGGCCGUGGGACCAGCCCGACGAUAUUGGCAGUCCCAGCAAAUGGCUGCUUGCUGGCUAUGAAACCCAUGCUGACAGCAAGCUGGAGGUUGUUCUAGAGUCAUCACCACUUAAGAAGUCCCAGAACAUUCUCGGCAACCAAAUAGUGAACGGCAUCAAAGUGGAAGAAAGCGCGGCAGAAGAGAAGGCAAAGAAGGCACACACUUCGUCACCUAUUGAGUCCAUCCCGACUCCGAUCCCGAGCCCGAAGCCAGCAAGAAAACGGCUUCCAGAGCAACGGAAAGCCAGCUCGGCACAACAAAGCCAGCUACCGUUUCAACAGAUCAGGAAGUCAGACAAUGGGUUGAUGGCAACAAAGGGGGUCGAGUCGAAAGAGGAUACGAAACCCGCUGUGGAGUCUUUGGCAAAAAGGAAAGGAGGGCUCAGCUCUUCGGCCAAGCCGCCGAAGAAACAACGGCAACCAAAGGGCAAGAAAGACGCCAAACCCUCCAAAAUCAACAUCGCGACAAACUUCCGGAAGACGAAGAACACCUCGGACAGCACCCUGCUUUUUAAAACACGGAAACCUCUUCCUAUUGGCAAGCCAAAGCAACAAGAUGACGACAUCAACCAUGUGAAGUGGGAUGGCCUUGGCUGUGUGGUGGCGCCGGACGCCCCAACGGUUUCCCGGCCGACAUCGCCAACUGAACUACAAACGGCAGGGCUGACAAUCUCGCCGAAAUCCAAACCUCAUGGCAUGGCGCAGUUCAUUGAUUGA
Molecule: messenger RNA, 1959 nt
Organism: Grosmannia clavigera kw1407
Lineage: Eukaryota; Fungi; Ascomycota; Sordariomycetes; Ophiostomatales; Ophiostomataceae
Product: sir2 family histone deacetylase
Exons: 2
Coding region: 1-1959 (652 amino acids)
Biological process (GO): replication-born double-strand break repair via sister chromatid exchange; pericentric heterochromatin formation; negative regulation of transcription by RNA polymerase II
Cellular component (GO): mating-type region heterochromatin
Molecular function (GO): histone deacetylase activity, NAD-dependent; NAD+ binding
Source: RefSeq, a predicted model, not a curated record